UCCUCCUCCUCCCGCUGCACCUCCCCUCCUCAUCUCUACUUUACCGCCGCUUCUCCCACCUUCUUUGAUCUCACCUGCGGGAGUCGGGAGACCAAUUCAAGUUAUAUCUAUAUGAUUUUUUUCAAAUUAAAAUCAACUUAAGCUUAACCAAAGGUUGGAUUAACUGACGAUUUCGGUGGAAUUUAUCAGUCGGUUUGUUUUUUCUGUUUAUAUUUUAUUGGUCGCCUCAGAGAGACAAAAAAAUGAUGAAAACGAAAACUGAGAGAAAGAAGCUAUUCAGUUGAGUUACGUAACUAUGUCGUCCCAUAAUUAUCUCCAACAUAAUAUGCCAAAACCAUAACCGCUCCGCCAAUUUUAUAAAACCCCAAACUUGAUCAUUAGCAAAAAUCAAAGAUGGGUCGACUCCACGAGUGGCUCUCUUCAUUAUUGAACGACAGAUGGCUUGUUUUCGUGGCCGCAAUGUGGGUACAGUCAUGUGCCGGCAUCGGCUAUCUCUUCGGAAGCAUUUCUCCCACCAUCAAGACCUCCUUGCACUACAAUCAGCGCCAGGUCGCCAGGUUAGCUGUGGCCAAGGAUUUGGGCGACAGUGUCGGCUUCUUGGCCGCCACUUUGUCUGAGAUUUUGCCGCUGUGGGCUGCUCUUCUCGUCGGCGCAAUUCAAAAUUUUGUGGGAUAUGGUUGGGUCUGGCUUGUCGUCACGGCUAAAACCCCUGUUUUGCCGUUAUGGGCCAUGUGCAUUCUUAUCUUUGUUGGAACAAAUGGUGAGACCUACUUCAACACAGUAGCUCUUGUCUCUUGUGUGCAAAACUUCCCCAAAAACCGAGGUCCAGUUGUGGGAAUACUUAAAGGUUUCGCAGGGUUAGGUGGUGCGAUUUUGACUCAGAUAUAUGCAGUGAUGUAUUCCCCACACCAUUCUUCACUCAUAUGUAUGGUUGCAGUUGGGCCAACGAUAGUGGUCAUCGCCCUGAUGUUCAUUGUGAGGCCAGUUGGAGGUCACAAACAGAUAAGAAGGUCUGAUGGAUUUAGUUUCUCGGUUAUCUAUUGUGUGUGCCUCGUCUUGGCUUGCUAUUUGAUGGGAGUCAUGCUUGUGGAAGAUCUAUUUGAUCUAAGUUACAAUAACGUUGUAAUCUUCACGACCAUCUUAUUUGUCAUUUUACUAAUUCCCAUUGCCAUUCCUAUCACCAUGAGUUUUUAUACGGAGCCAAAAAUAUCGGUUGAAGAGGCACUUCUGCCUGAGCAUAGCAAGCAAGGGCUGAGCAUAUGUGAAGAUGAUACGCACGAGAUCAUAUUUAGUGAAAUGGAAGACGAAAAACCAAAAGAAGUGGAUAUGCUUCCAGCUUCGGAGAGGAAAGAUAGAAUCGCUCAACUCCAGGCAAAACUCGUCCAAGCAGCUGCAGAAGGAGCAGUGAGAAUCAAGAAAAGAAGGCCACACAGAGGAGAGGACUUCACUUUGAUUGAGGCAUUGAUAAAGGCUGACUUUUGGCUUAUAUUUUUCUCUCUUCUAUUAGGUUCGGGUUCUGGUUUGACUGUGAUUGAUAAUUUGGGCCAAAUGAGUGAUUCCUUGGGGUAUGAUAAUACACAUGUAUUCGUUUCCAUGAUCAGCAUUUGGAACUUUCUAGGCCGCAUAGGUGGUGGCUAUUUCUCCGAAAAAAUUGUCAGGGAAUAUGCAUAUCCAAGGCCGAUCGCCUUAGCUGUCGCCCAAGUAAUAAUGGCGAUUGGACAUUUCUUCUUUGCCAUGGGAUGGCCCGGGGCGAUGUACUUGGGUACUCUUCUUGUGGGGCUUGGCUACGGAUCACACUGGGCGAUCGUGCCUGCUGCUGCCUCAGAGUUAUUCGGGUUGAAAAAGUUUGGGGCUUUAUACAAUUUCCUCACUCUAGCAAACCCUACAGGCUCUUUGGUAUUCUCCGGUCUCAUUGCCAGCACGAUAUAUGACAUGGAAGCCGAGAAACAGGCUUGUGGACACCAUCAUGGCCAACAAAUAGUAUCUUCUCUUUCAAGAUUUCUCUUUCUUGACGACCCUUUAAAGUGUGAAGGUGCCAUUUGCUUCUUCGUUACUUCCUUGAUCAUGUCCGGACUUUGCAUUAUUGCAGUUGUUUUAAGCUUGAUUAUUGCACAUCGGACAAAGCCAGUGUACGCUCACCUUUACGGAGGAUCUCAAAGGUGACUUGUUGUAUCUCUAUGCUAAUUCUGGGAAGUCAUGGAACGAACACGAGCCUCCUCUGGAUUAGGAUCAAAGAACCAACAUGGAGAUGGAGUGAAGGCCUCUUGCUUGUUGUUUCACUUUUAUACAGUCUAUAUUGGUUCUAUGUUGUAUCUUGAGGUUAUCUGUUUUUUUUUAUCAAAAUAAGUUGGGAGAUAAAA
Salvia splendens (bonfire salvia) is the source of this 2360-nucleotide messenger RNA. RefSeq names its product protein NUCLEAR FUSION DEFECTIVE 4. Gene Ontology annotation, cellular component: membrane. Lineage: Eukaryota; Viridiplantae; Streptophyta; Magnoliopsida; Lamiales; Lamiaceae. Bases 394 to 2163 code for a protein of 589 amino acids. The record is from RefSeq and is a predicted model, not a curated record. The transcript is spliced from 3 exons.